This is a messenger RNA of Perca fluviatilis (European perch), 797 nucleotides long. Its product is annotated as angiogenin-like. Lineage: Eukaryota; Metazoa; Chordata; Actinopteri; Perciformes; Percidae. The coding region runs from base 21 to 698 and encodes 225 amino acids. The transcript is spliced from 2 exons. Gene Ontology annotation, molecular function: nucleic acid binding. The record is from RefSeq and is a predicted model, not a curated record.
ACGUCUGAACCUGUAGCUGAAUGUUUGCCGUAUAUGGAGAUGAUAUCGAGCUGUUUGUUUCAGAGACAACCCCUCUCUCGGAGGAUAUAAGACUGAGAAAUUAUUUAAUUUCUCUGUCUGAACAUUCUUCAGAUUUGCAUCGUGUCAGAGUUCUGCUCUUCAUCUUCAUCUUCAGACUUUGCAGUUUAGAUUUUACAUUUCUAUAUUUUUGGACCUUUGUACCUGAAACUUUCUCCACCAAGUCUUCGAUCAACAUGAAGAUCUCUAUCUUUGCUGGUGUUCUGCUGAUCUCUGCUGCCGUGCUCUCUGUGGACGGACAAAGUUGGGCUGAGUUUCAAAAUAAGCAUAUCAAAGAGUGGAUGACUGCUGGCCAAUGUACCCAGGUGAUGAGAGCCAAAAGAAUUGUGAACCCACCCACACAAGUGAACCCAAGAAUCAGCUGCAAGACUUUCAAUACCUUCAUCAUCACCGAGGAUGUGAACGCCGUCCGAGCCAUCUGUGGUAGAGGAGGAGCGCCAUAUGGCAACAGUAUGAGAAUUAGCACAGCUACUUUCCCAAUUGUUGACUGUAACCUGGUGAAUCAGAAUCCACCUGCUGUUCCCUACAACUGUCGGUACAACGGAGUACCUCGUUACAACAGAAGAAUUAUAGUCAGAUGUGAGAACGGAGAACCUGUUCACUUUCAUAGAAGUCAGUAAUCUGUUACUACUUGAUGAAUCAGAGUAAUCUGUUACUACCUGAUGUAUCAGAGUAAUCUAUUACUACUUGAUGAAUCAGAGUAAUCUGUUACUACCUGA